GAGAUCGUGGAAGUGAGCAAUGUGAUUCAUCAGAACCAUCAUGAAGACGCUCCAGGUCGGAUCCCAGAGCUGGCGUCGGAGAGUGCUGGGAUGGAGGCGGAGAAGUCGGUGGAGCCCUUGGAUCCCUUUCCUCCGGAGUCCUUCGACCUCACGGUGCUCCAGCCUCGGCUAAGCGUGGAUCCAACGCUGCUCCGAGGGAUUUCCCUGCGGAAGUCUCUGCGGAAGUUGGGUCGGAUAUGGAUGACCAAGCCGAGCCAGCUGACGGCAACAGAUCACCAAGUUCUCUCGGGCGCAUCUGUCAAGGUGGACCGCUUCGAUGUCUUCAUCUCGCAUACCUGGGAGACCUCCGCAAAGUUGAAGAUUUGGGCCUUGACCUUGCAGACAGGCUGGCGUUGCAUCGUCGUAUCUUGGCUGGUCUUCAACCUGCUCGCGGCAUUUCUCUGCAUCAACGGCUCCCUGCCCUAUCUCAACCCCUACUGGUUCACCCAGGGGUCUUGGUCCGGUUGGGUAGUCAUGAGCCCGUGGAUGCGCCUCGCUGGGAUUCUGAGCUUCGCCGUCGGCCUCGCUGUCGCCGCCUACUGGCCCAACUGGCCGAGAUCGGACCUGGCCUUCGUGGAUGUGGUGAGCAUAGACCAAGCGGACCCAUCGAUGACGCAAAGAGGGGUGUACGGCCUGGGAGGUUUCCUGGCUCUCUCUCGGGAGCUGAUGGUCCUCUGGAGUCCACCGCUUUUCACGAGGCUUUGGUGCGUCUUCGAGUUGGCCGCCUUCCGGAAAGCGAACCCGAGCGGGAAGAUCGUGCUGGCUCCGCUGUAUGUUGAGGUGCUCGUUGGCCUCAUCUUGCUGUGGCUGCUGUUCAUGCAGCUUUUGCACUUCUUGCUCUACACCUUCGUCCCUGCCUCGCAGAUCUUUGUGUUCCUGGGACUGCUUCCCAUACUUCUCUGCAUCCACCAGGCUCGGAUCACCUUUGGCCAGAAACGCCAGCUUCUGGCGAAUCUCCGAAAAUUUGAUCUGAGCCUGGCCUCCUGCAGCAACGACUUCGACCGGAGAUUCAUCUACGCCGGGAUCCGUGCAUGGUACGGCAGCUAUGAGGCCUUCACGGAGUACGUGAGAGGACCUGUCUUCCAAGAGCUCGUGUCUCCACUCUUGACCUUCCAGGUGCCGUUGAGAUAUUGGAUCCUCAUCGGUCUCUUUGAGAUGAGUUCACUUCUGGAGUUCACUGUUGCCUUCAUCCGAGGAGGAGCACCGAUAGAGACGGUUCUGUCUCAGCUCUUGGCGUCCGUCCUGAGCCAGGUUCUUUGGCGCCUCGUGUCGAUGCAGCUCGUGUUCUUCCUCUGUGAUCGUUGCAGCCUCUCCGGCUUGGGUUGCAUUGACCUCCUGGUCACUUUCGGGAUCUGGCUCCUGGUCGUGGCGUUCUUGUUUGGAUCCUUUCAGCUAACAGGUUUUGCGGAAGCAAAUGGCUUGGCGCUCUCAGCUGCGAGCGUUUUGCUGGCCGCAGUGGCGAGCUUCUUCUCCUUUGGUGGAUGCACCUGCUUGAUGCGGCGCCUCAGCCCCAACGGGGUUUCCUUCAAAUCCAAUGAUUCUCCUGUUCUUCACGAGAGGCAGGGCCCCAAACGGAGUUCCUCCAAACCCGAUGUUUCUCCUGCUCUGGGCGAAAACCAAGCCUAG
Symbiodinium sp. CCMP2456 is the source of this 1665-nucleotide messenger RNA. The record is from the annotation of a GenBank genome assembly. Lineage: Eukaryota; Dinophyceae; Suessiales; Symbiodiniaceae.